GGGGGGCGAGCUGGGCUCAACAUGAACCUACGGCUCUGACACUCCGGGCUGGGACAAGCAGGCAGCAGCCGGGCCGGCCGCCCCCCGAGCAGCAGUCGCACAGGGGAACCUGCCCGUAGAUUUGAACACAGGCAACACGUUAUCACGUUAUUCACCUGGGUGCUGAAGCGCUCAUGGCUGUCGCAUACCGAGCCCACGCUGAGUCGGGCCUGCUUUCCCAGCAUUACCCCCCGCCCCUGCUACCGAAGCCCAGGAAGGACAAUGCUCGUCUUCAGAAGCUCCUUAAGAGAACCGCCAAGAAAAAAGCCUCCUCUCAGGCAUCGCAGCCCGCUGCGCUUUUCCGCUCCAGCCUUUCCCCCGUGAAUGAAGCCAGCCCUGACCUCGAGCACAGCGACCACUCCACCCCUCCCAAGACCCCAGAGGCGCCGUUCGGCCUCCAUGGUAUCCAGCCGCCUCCGCGGUUCACUGUCAGGCCGCUGUAUCAACACGUGGCGUCGCCUUACCCACGCCGCACGGCCUUUGGCAGAGGGGCAAAAUGUAUGCCUCCGGCAGUGGGAACCCCAUCGCACUCACAGCACAUCACCACGGUUUCCUCGUACUCCACAUCGAUUCGCCUCACUGGGGAUACAUCAGCUCCGGGGCCGGUUGCAGAGUUGGCGGUAGCCCAAAUGUCUCCAACCUGUUUUAUACCCGAGGCAACAAUACCAGCAGAUGAAACAAAAAAGCCAGCUUUCAGCAUGUUUGCUGAAACUCAUGUCAUUGUGAGACCGGGAGCAGCUGGAGAAACCCCAAAGACAAAAAGUACAGGUCCGACUCCACAUUCAGCAGUAGAGGGUCAGGCUGGAGUUCGUUCUCUCACUGUGUUGACCCUUCACGGCAAAUGCAAAAGUCCACGUCCAACGUUCAAAGCAACCGACCAUUCAAGAUCACCCAGACCGAUGUUUGACGUCCCUCAAAUUAGGAUGUACACAGCAAGCACAUCGUACUACGAGUCAUCCAGGACACCACCGGUGUAUGACACAGCUGGAUUGACCGCGAUCGGCAGCACAGUACCUCAAAGUAAAACCCCAACAGAAACAAAACCAGAUUUGACUUCAGCAUCUGCGGUCAGAAGAGACACGACACCAACUCAGCUUCCUCUAAUUGUCACUGAUCCGGCGAGGAAGACACCAACAUCAGAAAUUAAAAGAGGCACUAAAGUAACAGCGGAUAUUACGGUCAUAACUCCUAAAGCUGAAACAAAAAGAGCUACACCAACGUUUGGAUCCAAAAGAGCUUCCCCAAUGGCUGGAAUCAAAGGCGCUACCGCAACGGCUGAAAGUGUUAAAACACCAACUUCUGAGUUUCAAACACCGCCGGGGCGACCUAGAACCCCAGCAUACCACUUGUCUCGCGCAACAACGCCUGUCUUUGAAGUCUCGAGACCCAAUCCUCUUUUGUUUGCAGUGUCACCAAUCACUGUCGAACCAGAGAAGUCAAGAACGCCCCACAUUGUUCCUGCUAUGGUCAAUAUAUCUGCUUCCCAAAGCAUCAAGGCUCUUGAACCUAAGCCUACUGAGACAAUACUGAAUGGGGACAUUCAUUCGGAGAUCGCUCCUGCUGUAAAACCAAUCCAGCAAAGCAUCACAAAGUCCAAAUCGGAGCCUGAUCUGACAAGAGGAACUGCUUCACCUGUCUCUCGAAGGCCUAACACUUUAACAGCUGAGCCCAAAACACUGGUAGUGAUUCCUCACUGCAAUCAGAGGCCCAAGACUCCAACAUACGAAGCAUCCCGACUUAUGACCACGUCACCUGGCUAUAAAAGACCAAGGACACCAACACACAGGACUUCGCCUUUUGGUGUAUCCCCUGUAGCCUUUCAGAGACCCAAAACCCCGACCCAAGUGACUCAAAAGUCAAAUUCUGGCUACCGGGGAUUGACCCCAGCUGAAUAUGCUGCUUACGGCGGAAUAAGAACGUACUCUCCGGCAUUUGGUAUCUUCGGAUCUAAGACCCAAACUGAGGAGGAGGGUGCAGCUGCAAAAGAGGAAUCAGCUAAAUGUAAGACAACUAGCCAAGAACCAUCUAUAAAGAAACCCAAAGAACCCCCCAAAGAUGUAGAUAAACCCCACAUGGAAGCUAAAAAGGAUACAAUCACCCCUUCAAUCCCUACUAUUAUUGUUUCACAAGCAUCCGACGCCUCAAGAACAACAUCAAAACAAAAGACAAGUACGGUAUUCUGUCAAACCGCAGAGGAACAAGCAAAAACGGUGAUUCAAAAAAUAGCAAAGGCUCCAUCUCCGGCAGCAGAGGGGAAAUCUCUUGAGAAAAAGAAAGUAGAAACACAAGUUCGAGAAGUGGCCAAACCGAAGAUGACAACUUCGGAAGCCAAACAUCCUGCACCAAACAGUGACGAGAAGGAUCCUCUUAAGGCAGUAAGAAAGCUUUUCGGCAAAGAUAAAGGUCAGGAAUCUGGAACUGAGACGAAAGACCACGUCUCAGAUAAAAAAGAGUUGGCGAAACCUGUAGACGCAACCAGGGCCAAAGGAGAAGGCUGUGAGCAAAGCACCGCAGUUCUUCCUGCUAAGACGUCUGCGGUUGAGCCAACAGGAAGUAAAGGCAAGGAUACCAAAGCAGAAUCAGCUUUGUUAGUUAAAUCUGCACUUGAGAAAAAGGAAGGAGAUGAAUCCCUCUUGGCUAAGCCCCUUCUCAAGGUCAUGCAAAGGCCGGAAGGCGUAAAAUCUAAAUUGAGCGGUUGGUCCCGACUCAAGAAGCACAUGGUCGUGGAACAGGAGGAGCCCAAAUUUCCAGAUAUAAGCACCCAGAAGGAGACCACCAGGCCGGAACAGAGCGAUGCACAAAAAGCCCCCGCCGAGAAGGCCUCCGACGAGCCCGUCACUCCGGACGAGAACCAACCCAAAGACGCUCCUGUGGCGACGAAGAUGUGGGAGGCCGUCCUCUUCCAAAUGUUUUCCACCAAAGAGAAUAUCAUGCACCAGAUUGAGCUGAACAAGAGCGACGAGGAGAAGGACGAGGGCCGCGGGGAGGAGUCGAAAGAGGUACCUUCGUUUGCCCACCGGCUGCCCGUGCUGCUUUUCAGUCCGAGGUUCGACGCCAAGAGGCUGAAGGAGGCGGCGUCGAGGCCGGUGACAAAGAUCUCCACUGUUUUUGAAAUGGGUCUGAUCGGCCGCAAAGUCAAAGACGAGGAACCAAAAGACUUUAACAGAACAGCGAGGGGGUUCGCCGCUACUUAAGCUAAAAAAAUAUAAAUAUAAUAUAUGUGCUGAGAGGAAAUUGUAAAGGAAAAAAUAAGUCAUGUUACAUGUUCGGUGUACAGGUGCAGAAGUCUUAGUCUCUGAGUUAACAAACGACUUUAUACUUGACAAUUGCUUUGUGUUUGCAUUUUUUGGCUGGUUGUCUGAUGUUGAGUGUUUGUGGAUUAGCUGGAAGAAGAAGAAAAGACAGAGACGGCUACAUUUGUCUUAAAAGUCAUUCAGACGUCACAUCUAAUUAAAGCAUUUAUGUUUUCAUUAAAGCAGAGCUUCUUGUUUCUUUCAUCACAAUAGGAUUUUGCUAAGUUAGAGUUAGUCAUUUCUUUCUCUUUAUCAUUCAAAUGUCAAGUUUUAUUCAAAAUGGUGCUACUCGCCUCAGGGUGAAAACCUCGUAAUUAGAGUUAGACGUGAUUUUUAAAAUAUUCCUUUAUGGUCUUAGAUGGUUCUAGAUUUGUAACUGAACUUUCGAGCGUCUUAAUUUGACUGUUUUUCAUUGGACAUAAUAACCGCAAAGCAGUUGAAGAAGGAAAGGAAUGCAGAGUCAGUUAUGCACAAAGAGAGGGUUUGAUUGGACGGAGAGGAGGGAGAUAUUCUGCGUGAACAGAUGAAUGUCCAGAGUAUCAGCUUCCUCACACACACAAUCACACAUUUUUGAGAUUUAUUUGUGGCAAAAGAAAACUUUCCUGAAGUCUAAAAUCCACUUGAUGUGUUUCAUCAAAAAACUUUCAUUUUUCACUUCUGUUUGACACCCAGCAGCCUUUUAGCAAUGAGCAACAAUGGAUUUUUUUUUUUUUGCAUGUCGACUUGAAAUGCAACCCAUUGCAUUGUGGGUCAGUUUGCAGAAAGCAGCGUUAUAUGCAUCCGAAUAAGAUAAUACAAAAACUAAAUGAAGGAAUGUAGAUAAAGUCUCCCCGGAACUUCUCCAAAAUGUUGAGUUCCUGUGACUUGAAGAGGCGACUGACUUAAAGCUAACGCAAGUUUUUAAAGAAGAGCGGCCUCCUCCGCGACGGAGGUUGGGAUGAGGGUGCAGGGGUCAACGGUCAAGAUGGUUUUUAGAUGACUGUGAAGCAGAGUUUAUUUUUCUGGUUUUCUUUUUUUAUGUUUUCUUUCUUCAAUGUUUCUAAAGGUGCGCGAUAGAGUUGUUUAGGUGAAUAAAUAAAUAAAGUUCCCCAUGUCUUGAUUUAA
This is a messenger RNA of Gasterosteus aculeatus aculeatus (three-spined stickleback), 4436 nucleotides long. The record is from RefSeq and is a predicted model, not a curated record. NCBI's taxonomy places the organism in Eukaryota, Metazoa, Chordata, Actinopteri, Perciformes, Gasterosteidae.